AUGGCCACUCUAUCACGCUCCAUCCCCAUUCCCUUCUUCAUACUCAUACUACUACUCUCCAUCGUCUCUUCUUCUUCUUCUUCUUCUAGCCAGGACAACAGUACUGGCAGCGACACCGACCUUGCCGCGCUGCUAGCUUUCAAAUCCCAGCUCGCUGACCCUCGCCGUGUCCUUGCCAGCAACUGGAGUGCAGACACAUCCUUUUGCAAUUGGGUCGGUGUCUGGUGCAGCCGUCGCAGGCAACGAGUAACCGCUCUGUCGUUGCCCGACACGCCUCUCGUUGGAUCUGUGUCACCUCACGUUGGUAACCUUUCUUUCCUCUCCAUCCUCGACCUCACCGACACCAAUCUAACGGGUUCCAUUCCAGCCGAACUUGGUAGGCUACAUCGUCUUACGUACCUCAGUUUUUUCGGAAAUAGCUUGUCAAACACCAUACCUACUACCCUCGGGAACCUCACGAGGCUCAAGUUUCUUCAUCUACCUUAUAAUCAACUCUCAGGCCAGAUCCCUCCUAAGAUGCUACUUCAUAUGCACAACCUUAGGGAGAUUAAUAUGUAUGCGAAUGACUUGAGUGGCCAACUACCAUCAUAUUUUUUCAACAAUACGCCUUCCUUGACAUACAUCAAUUUUGGAAAUAACAGCUUGUCAGGUCCUAUGCCACAAGCGGUUGCACACCUAUCCAUGCUCGAGGGAUUGAACCUUGAGGUUAAUCAACUCUCCGGCCUAGUACCAGAAUCCAUGUACAACAAGUCCAGGUUGCAAACGUUGGCCCUUGCAAGUAAUGGUAACCUAGCUGGAAUGUUUCCGAGCAAUCAAAGUUUUAACCUUCCAAUGUUGAAAUUUAUUUCGUUAUCUGAUAACAAAUUUUUUGGCCGGUUUCCAUCGGAGCUUGCAUCAUGCGAGUACCUGGAGAUAAUUGAUUUGGGUGAAAAUUCAUUUGAGGGCAUUGUGCCAACAGGGUUAUCCAAAUUAUCCCACCUCCAGGUUCUUCACUUAGGUUAUAAUAACAUUGUUGGUCCAAUCCCAACUGCUCUUAGCAAUCUUACCAGUCUUACAUAUCUAGAUCUCAGCGGCGGAAAUUUGACAGGGGAGAUUCCACAAGAAUUAGGUCUCAUGCUGGAACUCUCAUUUCUGUCUCUUGGAUCCAAUCAAUUGAUUGGAGAAAUUCCAGCUUCCCUUGGCAAUUUAUCAAAAUUGUCCGUUCUAAUUUUGGCAAAUAGUCAACUUUCUGGUCAAGUACCAAUAACACUUGGGGAAAAUGCAGCUUUGAGCAAGCUUAUUUUGUCAAGUAACAAUUUGGAGGGGAAUCUAGACUUCUUGUCAGCGCUUUCCCAGUGCAAACAACUCCAGGUCCUUACAAUAGAAGCUAAUUCUUUCACUGGCAUCCUCCCAAGUCUUGUAGGAAACCUUAGUUCAAAACUUGUUACUUUCAUUGCAAGCAAAAACCAGUUAAUAGGUGGACUUCCAGUUGCCAUUUCAAACAUAAGCAGCCUUGUACGGCUAGAUCUUAGUGACAACCUACUCACCGAGCCAGUCCCAGGGUCCAUCGCUAAGUUAGAAAAUCUUGUAUGGCUCGAUCUCUCAAACAAUGACAUGUCAGGUCCUAUCCCAAUACAAAUUGGUAUGCUCUGGCGUCUAGAACAAUUGUUUCUCCAAGCAAAUAAAUUCUCAGGCUCUAUACCAAGAAGCUUUGGGAAUAUUAGUUUUUUAGAAUACAUUGACCUUCUAGUAACCAAUUAA
Triticum turgidum subsp. durum (durum wheat) is the source of this 1740-nucleotide messenger RNA. NCBI's taxonomy places the organism in Eukaryota, Viridiplantae, Streptophyta, Magnoliopsida, Poales, Poaceae. The record is from the annotation of a GenBank genome assembly.